CUUGCAGGCCUUGCUGGCAAUAAUCGUUUCGUCAGAUUUGUGCCGAGAGAGAGGGAGCGAGCGAAGAGAGAGAGAGAGGGGGAGAAGUUCGUGGUCCUUUGUCCAAAACCCAGAAACCAGAAAGACAGCUUUGCACUCUGCCCUUACUCCCAUGGCGGUCGAACGCAAAUAAACACGACCAGUUCAGACCCACCAUGGACUCGCCCAAUCAGCCUUCCAUGCGAGUCCUAAUCCGCCCGCCAAACCCGAAAGCAGCCCAAGCCCAAUCCACUUCUCCUCUUCCACCCCGCCCAGAUCACUCAACCCAACCGCCGGCUCCUCCCCAAGACGGCGUCGUCGUCGUUGGCUUCAUCGCGAGGCGGCACGGCGACGUGACCCAGCUAAUCAACCGCGUCAUCGACGCCAAUGUGUUCGGUUCCGGCAAUUUCGACAAGGUUUUCAGCAUUGAUAAAGCGGAUAAUGGGGAAGAGGUGAAGAAUUUUUUUAAAUACAGGAGAAUUAGUUACUACCAUGAGGAAGAAAAGGGUAUACUCUAUUUGCAGUUUUCUUUAACCGGAUGUCCGGCAAUGGAGGGUUUUUCCGAGCCCUCGUCUUCCAGUUUUGAAUCAGAACUGGAAGAGCGCGAUUUUGGUGAUCUCCAAGGGAUGCUUUUCAUGUUCUCUGUUUGCCAUGUUAUCAUAUUUAUUCAGGAGGGGUCAUGCCUAGAUACCCAGAUCUUGAAGAAAUUUCGAAUUUUACAAGCUGCCAAACAUGCAAUGGCUCCAUUUGUGAAAUCUCAAGCUACACAACCAUUGGCAUAUAGACCUCAUUCUUCUUCAUCAUCAAGAACAUCUGUGUUGGGAACAUCUUCUACCAAUCACUCUCCUGGUAGAAGUGGUAGCAUUCGCAAUGCUUCGGCUAUUUCAUUUAUGUCGGGAAUAGGUUCAUACACCUCUUUGUUUCCAGGACAGUGUGCUCCUGUGAUACUUUUUGUCUUUCUUGAUGAUUUCUCAGAUAUAACUCAUGGUUCUAGUGCAGAGGAGUUAGUAGACAUGUCGUCAUUGAACCCAUAUUCAAGUUUAGGUAGUUCAGCUAGGCUAAACUUGCCUAUGAAAGGAUCAGGACCAGUUGUUGUCCUAGCACGCCCUGUGAAUAAAUCUGAAGGUGGAUUGUGGAAGAAAUUGCAGUCUUCCCUUGAAGCGCAGAUCCGUUUUUUGAUUAAAAAAUGUAGGACACUUACAGGUUCUGAAGGUAGUCAUACUGGUUCAAGAAGUGCUGGGAUAUCGAAUGCUGCACCUUUAUUUUCACUUGAUGCAUCCAAGGCAGUUGCUUUGUUGGGUAGAUCUUCAAAUCAGAGAGGUGAAUCUCUUGAUUUUGCUACUUGCCUUGUGGAGGAUGUUUUAAAUGGCAAGGCAACCUCUGAUGCCCUUUUGCUAGAAAACUAUUGCCAGAGUUCAAACAAAGAGGAUAUUGUAACUGUGAAAGAGUUUAUCUGCAGGCAGGCCGAUAUUCUAAGAGGGAAAGGGGGGUUGGUUGCUAAUACCAGCAGUGGCUCAGCUGCUGGUGUUGGUAUGGUGGCUGUUGCUGCGGCUGCAGCAGCUGCAGCCUCAGUUGCAUCUGGGAAGACUUUUAGUACUCCUGAACUUCCUCAUAUGGAUAAUUGGUUAUCUUCUAGUCAACUCAUACUAAAAGGCAUUCUUUCUGCGAAACGUGGAUUCAUAGUUGAACCUGAAAGCAUUAAAAGAAAAAUGCGUCAAAAAAGCAGUGUUGCACCGCCAGUUGAAGGAAAUGUUCAAAGAGUUACAGAUCCCCUAGAUAUUGCAGUGUCUACUUUGGAGAGCGGUAAAGGACUUAACCUUAAAUUUUCUACAUUGUGGUGUGAAAGAGCCCUUCCAGCUGCAAAGGAAGUUUAUCUAAAUGAAUUGCCUCCUUGCUAUCCAACUUCAAAGCAUGAAGCCCACUUGGAGAAGGCUUUGCGUGCUUUCCAUUCAAUGGUCAAGGGACCUGCAGUGCAACUCUUCAUGAGAAAAUUGGAGGAUGAGUGCACAUCCAUUUGGAAGUCAGGAAGACAACUCUGUGAUGCAGUCAGUUUGACAGGGAAACCAUGUAUGCACCAGAGACAUGAUGUUGAAACAGCUGGGUUGGUUUCAGGAGACAUGAUCAAGCCACAUUCAAGCGGAUUCUUUUUCCUUCAAGCUUGUUCUUGUGGCCGUUCACGGCAAUUGCGAUCUGAUCCAUUUGAUUUUGAAACAGCUAAUGCUACUUCCAUUUGUUCUGCAGACUGUGAUAAACUUCUUCCUGCAUUCCAAUUACCACAGGUAAAAAACACAGGACCAAUUGAGCCAUCCUCAUGGAGUUUGGUUCGAGUUGGCAGUGCGAGGUACUAUGAGCCUGCAAAAGGCUUACUUCAGAGUGGAUUCUGUGCUGCUCAGAGGUUUCUGUUGAAGUGUACAAUUUUUCUUGAGAAACCCAAAUACCAAAAAGGUUCAUUUGCAAGUGCUGGGCAGCAAGGUUCAGUAAUUAGGUUAAGUACAGAACCCCUGGAUGCAUCUCUUGGAUGUGCAGAUGUAAAGAAAUCUGAUACUCGUAUGAAUAUGGAAAAAUCGCAGAGUGAAGCUGAAACUCAAAGAAAGCUUCCCUCAGAAAACAGUCAGGUUGAUGAUAAAAAGAUCAAUUUUCGCAAAGCUGUUCCUAAUUUUGCAAUGAAGAAACCUUUUUCAGAGGUUGUUGCUGGAUCAGCAGUUGCUGUUUCAAGCUUCCCUCCUUUACAGUCAAGGAAGCAACUUUCAGCAGGUUUGGGAAAAGGCAUGAAGCAAGUUCUGGCAAGAGAUUGGGGUGCAGAACAGGAUCAUCAAACUGCUGAUUAUCAACGAUCUCAAAAAUCAGAAGGCAUCUCUGCUAUUCAGGAACACAUAAAUGAAAAUGCAAUUGGUGCCAAUGGUUAUACAAAUGGCAAUCCGUUUUUACAGAUAGGUAGCAAUGUUGUUCCAGUGAACAUGAAUACUGGUGAAAAGAACAAAUUAAGCACUCCUCUGAAACAUGUAAUAUUGUAUGUUGGGGUUGAGUACGAGUGCCCCCAUGGCCACCGGUUCAUAUUAACCCCAGAGCUUCUCAAUGAACUUGGUUCUCCACAUUCAUCCUCUGAAGAAUCUUAUCCCCCAUCAGCUGUGGAAAAUUUUGACAAUAAAAGGGCAGAUCUUUCCAAAGUGGAUAAGAAUGGUAGCCAUAACAAAGCCCACAGGGACUCAAAUGUGAUGAAUACUGGUACAGUUCAUAAGGUGAGAAAUCUGAACAAGAUGAAAGAGAUAGCAGCCAAUAGCCAAUACUUGAAUGGGAUGGUGCAGUUUUCUAGUGCAGGAAAAGAACAGACCCAGAGCUAUCUCGGCGUCUCAUCAGUUAAUGAUUUUGCCAAAAAUCAUGAACGGAGCCUUCAUUCUAUUGACCUGGAUGACGGUGCUUUCUCCUUGUUGAAUAGAAAUUUACCAAUUUACAUGAACUGUCCGCACUGUAGGAUCUCCAAGAAUAAGAAUGAUUCCUCUAAGAUUAAAUUUGCUGGAACAAUAUCACAGCUCCGGAGGAUCUUUUUGGUCACGCCUCCUUUUCCAGUUACUUUAGCAACAUGUCCAGAUAUACAUUUUGAGACAUCAUGCCUACCUUCAUCUGUUCCUGGCCGUGAACAAAAAUUGGAGUUCAAGUUUGGAUGUCCAGUGAUUUUGCCACCAGAUAGUUUCCUUUCCCUUAGACUCCCAUUUAUUUAUGGUGUACAACUGGAGGAUGGAUUUCUGCAAUCUCUUAAACCCUUUGAAGUCCAACCUGAACUGACUGCCUGGAUUGCUAAAGGCACAGCAUUGCAGGUAAUAUCCAAGGCAACUGGUCCAUAUGAGGGAUAACUCAAAUAGCAGAACAAGGGAUUCUCCAAACUUGGAAACUGUUUGUAGUUCUGCAAUGAGAUUGGGAGGCAGGUUUUUGUGUGAGUCAUCUAGUUUCAGGAUAUGGAUUUUCAUGUGUCAACCAUUUGUUGCUAUUUGGGAAUUGGUGAACUGCAGUCAGAAGAUAAGGAGAAAUAUGUAAUGUUCAGUCUCACGAGCUUGUCAUACAGUUAUCAAUGGGAAAUCUAGGUGGCUGGUGCCAAGAUGGAGAACAUCCUAGCUUCAAGGAGCCUGGAUGAAAUGCCACUUUGGCUGCAGUAUACUGAAAAAGACCGGGCUGUUGAGGCACGUCUCUCAGAGUAUGUCUAGGAGGCUAUUUGCAAUAGGCUUCAUAGAAAGCACUUCCACACAACUGCUUCAAUGGUUCUUAUCUCGCUGUUACACGAGAUCUGUUGCAUUGUGAGGGGAUGUUCAUUUAUUGAAGGACAUCAAUUAAUCAGCAGAUGCAAACAGCCUCAUGAAGGAAUGCUGCCUGCAUGACAUCCCAAAGAAGAUGCCUAGCUGUGGCAAUUAUAAGGCUAGUUUGCCGGCACACUGGACAUCUUUCAUCUGUUGUCUGAAUUCUUCUUUGGUGUUCCUUGUUUGCCUUUUCACACUUCAAUGUCCUUUUUGUUCAGAUGUUUUUAUUUUUUGGCAUGGUCAAUAGUAAUUGGCCUGGUAAACGUGCUAUGACUGCUUGGCUAACUCAAACAAUACACUAGAUUGAAUCAGUUGAUGACUAUUUACAGCACCUUUUGUGUCGUUA
Diospyros lotus (date-plum) is the source of this 4653-nucleotide messenger RNA. RefSeq lists its product as uncharacterized. The transcript is spliced from 7 exons. Gene Ontology annotation, biological process: nuclear-transcribed mRNA catabolic process, nonsense-mediated decay. The coding region runs from base 195 to 3869 and encodes 1224 amino acids. Lineage: Eukaryota; Viridiplantae; Streptophyta; Magnoliopsida; Ericales; Ebenaceae. The record is from RefSeq and is a predicted model, not a curated record.